GCCACUCUAGAACCACUCGCCGCUGCGCGCGCAACAUGACGACCAACCACUCUCUGCGCUUAUUAUGUCUCCUGGCACUGGCAACAGCAGAGCCAGCGCCGGCACCGGGUCGCAUACCAAAGGUGUAUAAUGCUCUAAUCACCUCCAAUCAAAACCUGGAGCCCAGCAAGGCAUACCCGGUCUACCAGCCUGUACUACAUGAUCCUUUCGCCUUCCCCUACCAGCCUGCUGUCUUUUAUGGAGGCGACUUUCCGCUCUCGAAUGGUCUGAUACCACCGCCGGGAAUAUCAGCAAAACGUCCAGCAGUUCAGCCGCAACAGCCGACCCCGACGAAUGGUCCGUCUGAUGCAAAACCCUCCUCUGAAUCACCGACGUCCAGCCCACCGCCCGAUCCUUCACAAGACGACGCAAGCAAACCUACCCCUGCCCCCCCUCUGCCACCAAGUACUAAAUCUCCUAUUCCGUUAAAUGAGUUCGGACUACCUCCUCAAGUGUUGCCUCUGGGCCGUUUUGACCCUGCUUACGACGGCUUCACACAAGUCGGUCCAUUCACUUACACGUUUCCUGGUUUAAGAUUCUAUGACCCAUAUGAUCCAUUCAGCUUAAGUCAUUACGCGAACCUUCCACCUUUUUACCGUCCACUGCCGAAUGUUUUGGGACCUGUUGCUCCUCCUCAAACUACUGUUAUAAAAGAUGAAGCACCUUCUCUUGCUCCGGAGACAGCCGGUUCAGAGCAGUCUGCUUCUCCGCAGUCGCCUCCGCCAGAACCUAACGAUCUGAAUGUGCUAAACUAUGCGUCAAAGGACCCGGCUAUACCGAAUGUGCCCCCGCCGCCCCUCCCACAAGGAGGUCUCAAACCUGACAAUGCAGAAUAAAUAUGUGCUUCAUUAGAACUCUAAGAUCGUUUUAAUUUGGAUAUUGAUGACUAUAUAAUCAGUCUAUAACUGCAUAAAAGCCUUUUUUAAUUAAUUACAAUCGUAGACAAAAUAGGAAUGUGAGGGUAUAUUAUACCUGCAACAUACCUGUGUAUAGUCCUCCAUGUUCAAAUUAACUCUUAUAAGUUAAAUUAAGUUAUUAGGUGUACGCAACUAAUUAGUACUUUAUAUACCUAGACCAAUAUUUGUACAAUUUUGCUACACGUUUACAAUAAAAGGAAAUACAAACUUU
This is a messenger RNA of Hyposmocoma kahamanoa, 1167 nucleotides long. Its product is annotated as leucine-rich repeat extensin-like protein 5. Bases 36 to 875 code for a protein of 279 amino acids. The transcript has 3 exons. Lineage: Eukaryota; Metazoa; Arthropoda; Insecta; Lepidoptera; Cosmopterigidae. The record is from RefSeq and is a predicted model, not a curated record.